Messenger RNA from Amphimedon queenslandica, 1192 nucleotides. Its product is annotated as proteoglycan 4-like. Gene Ontology annotation, molecular function: misfolded protein binding; protein-folding chaperone binding. Gene Ontology annotation, biological process: protein folding in endoplasmic reticulum. NCBI's taxonomy places the organism in Eukaryota, Metazoa, Porifera, Demospongiae, Haplosclerida, Niphatidae. Gene Ontology annotation, cellular component: endoplasmic reticulum. The transcript is spliced from 4 exons. The record is from RefSeq and is a predicted model, not a curated record. Bases 24 to 938 code for a protein of 304 amino acids.
ACAACCGGAAGUGAUUUAACAAAAUGGCUGUAAGGCAGAAAAUUGCAACUUUUGACUCAAGAUUUAAUAUGGAAAUGUCUCGUUCAAAUCGAAAAGCCAAAACUGAGAAGUCGUCUGACAAUUUCAAAAAUGAGGAUGCUGACGACAAGCUCCAGAAGUCAUUGACUGAUUCUAAACCAGCCGUUGCUCCUAAACCAUCCUCUAUCACCAGUUCCUCUGCAACAGGUUCAUCUACUUCUAUAGUAACUGCGGGUUUCCUAAAGCCUACUCCACCUCAGAAGAAAUCAUUCUUUAAAUUCAAACCUACUCAAAGUGUCAAACCUGUACUUGCUACAAAGGAAACGACUGGCCCAGAACCAACUUCUACUACAAAAACAGAAUCUCCCAGUACUAAUGACACUAUAAUACCAACUACUACUGAAGUCAUAGCCACUUAUGUUAAAACCACACCCACUAGCACUGAAGCCAUGCCUACCAGCACUGAAGCUCCACCCACUGGUACUAAAGCUACUCAAAAUAAGUCCCCUAGUAGAGAGAGAUCUGUCACUACAGCAACCAAUAAACCAUCAAGAUCUGUGAAGCCACAUACUCUAUCCUCCCCUCCUCCUCCUCCUCCUCAAAAUACUAAUAACGGCUCAUUUUCUGAAUCACAAGAUUCUCUAUUUGCUCAGUUGACACGUAAAACCAAACAAAGUGAUUAUUACGGACUGUUAGGGGUCCUACCCACAGCAGAUCAAGAGGAACUCUCUCGGGCUAGACGAGAAAUAACUGUCAAGCUUCAUCCUGAUUAUUUUACUAAUGACCCAAUUAAACAAGAAAAGGCACAGGAAAGGUUGAUAAUCAUUAAUCAAGCUUACAGUGAUGUGUUGAGUAAUAAAACUAACAGGGAACUGUAUGAUCAGCUAGUCAGAUAUAGAGGAAAUAUCACAGGAUUUUAGAGCAAACUGGCCCCUCAUUGGAUACAGCAAAAAUGAAGUUGUCAUCUCUACGCUCUAGCAUGAAGAAAGCAAGGUUCCCUAUGGCUUUAUUGGAGGAAUUACAACUAGCAAUAAGAUUAAUAAAAGAUAAGCAAUUACAAUUAGGAGCAACUCUUAACUAAUAUUGUCCAUGCAUGUGUGUGUAGCUGUAUCAUUGUGUGAUUAUUAUUAUUAUUAUAUUAUAUUGAUCAAUGAAGAUUUUGAGGAUGUUUUGG